CCGUUCACAAUCAUUCCCUGAAUCCUUUCUCGUUCUUCCAAGGGGAUCGUACGACCCGAAAGCCUCGGUCCGGCCCCCUUUUUUUUUUUUUUUGGCUUCCCCCUCCUUCCACCUGUCUUUUUGCCUCGGUUCUCCUCUCUCGUCCCCUGUCCUCUUCGCUCGCCUCUCCUCGUGGUGGUGCUCUCUCCCGCUCUCACUCUCCGGUUCUCCCUGUUUCCAAAGGCUUUGGGGAUUCGUGAUGGACAUUGGAAUCUCGGAAGUGGGAUGGAGGCUCGCUGGAGUUUCCCUCUGCGAUCCUGAGUGAAGGGCUAGGGUUUGGGAGAUUGGAUUGUUGUGAUUUGGCAUAUCUGGGAAGAAGAUGCAUUCUUGGAGUGGAAUUAGAAUUUAUUGUUACUGUUCCUUCAUAGGAUUUCCGUACGGUUGAUAGAUUUGAGGAAUAAGCGAAAGGGGAAAAGGGAUUACUUCUGGGGAGCUCUCUUUAACUUUUUGUUGGUAUCCCUUCUGUCGGUGGGGGAUUUGAUGGGGAAUAACAUAAGGAGGAGGAGGCAGAUGGUGGAUGAGAAGUACACGAGGCCGCAGGGGAUGUAUCGGCAUAGGGAGAUCGAUUAUAAGAAGCUGAGGAAGCUCAUUCUUGAGUCCAAGUUGGCGCCUUGCUACCCAGGCCUCGAGGAGUAUGCUUACGAUCUCGAAGAGUGUCCCAUCUGCUUUCUGUUUUACCCAAGUCUUAACCGCUCAAGGUGUUGCAUGAAGGGCAUAUGCACAGAGUGCUUUCUUCAGAUGAAACCACCACAUUCAACUCGCCCAUCACAAUGCCCCUUCUGUAAAACUUCAAACUAUGCGGUGGAAUACCAUGGUGCAAAGACGAAAGAGGAAAAGGGCAUGGAGCAAGUCGAAGAGCAGAAGGUUAUAGAAGCACAGAUAAGGAUUCGACAGCAAGAGUUGCAAGAUGAAGCAGAAAGGAUGAAGAAGAGACAAAACUUAAGUUCAUCAAGCAGAACAAUGACUCCAACAGAUGUGGGACACCAUGAUAUAAGUAAUACUUCAACUUCAGUGCCAUCUAUGAAAUGCUCAAUACAAUCGAGUGAUCUUGGUUCACGUCAAGCCUCAUGCUCUGCACCAGCUAGCACACGCCCUUCACAGUUAAGGCAGAAUAGGGAUAAUAACUUGGACCUGGAUCUUGAGGAUGUAAUGGUCCUGGAAGCAAUUUGGCUCUCAAUUCAGGAGCAGGGAUCUCAAGGGAAUCCAAGUUGUGUUGGCAGCUAUUUGCCUAGACCAUCCGCCUCAGGAGAAUGGCACAGUUCCCAUGGAACAGGUCCUAUGAGACCAUCGUCGUCUGGUGGGUUGGCUUGUGCUGCUGCAGCCUUGGCCGAACGUCAGCAUAUGCAGGGCAAUUCUGCUGUUCAUAUGGCUAUCGAUAAUGCUGCAGCUUGUGAUAUGCUCCAGCGGUCGGGCAGCUCACCUCCUGGAAUUACAAGGUUUGUACACGAUAAUCCUUCAGGGCGCUGGACCGAGAUAUCACCCUACAAUGGGAGGGAAGUACAUGGACAGGAGUUUGGUGAGUGUUUGGCCGACCACCAGUCAGAGGUGGCUGAAGCAGGAACCAGCUAUAACGUCGAAACAGGGGCUAUGACAGGUCCACUCUCAGAAGGUGUAAGCAUCCCUCCAGGACAUUUUGUUCCGGAAAGCUUUGAAGAGCAAAUGAUGCUGGCCAUGGCUGUUUCACUAGCAGAGGCUCGAGCGAGAAUGAGCAACCAUGGAGUCAGCUUGCUAUAGUUGUUAGCUAGCGGUCGGCUGUCAUGACCAGCAUCCUUCAUACGCUUUGGCAUUUGUUUUGGGCCCUUCUGCAUUUGUUUUUCUUUAUAUUGGCUGUUGUUUUGUCCCUUCAUUGCUGGUUGUUUUCUUAUAUACAUGUGCUAAGACAAGGGAAAAAAGAAAGAACGCAAGAUGUGGUGGUAAGGUAAACCUUUAGUGGACUGCAGUCCAGUGUUCAUUCAGGUCCAAUUGGAUGAAGGGCUGUGCCAUUUAUUUGUCUCUC
This is a messenger RNA of Musa acuminata AAA Group (dessert banana), 2035 nucleotides long. RefSeq names its product E3 ubiquitin-protein ligase GW2-like. NCBI's taxonomy places the organism in Eukaryota, Viridiplantae, Streptophyta, Magnoliopsida, Zingiberales, Musaceae. The coding region runs from base 520 to 1773 and encodes 417 amino acids. The record is from RefSeq and is a predicted model, not a curated record. Gene Ontology annotation, cellular component: cytoplasm. The transcript is spliced from 9 exons.